AUGGCCAAUCCCAGAGUUUUCUUCGACAUGACCGUCGGCGGCCAGCCGGCCGGCAGGAUCGUGAUGGAGCUGUACGCCGAUGUUGUCCCCAAGACCGCUGAGAACUUCCGUGCCCUCUGCACAGGCGAGAAGGGCGCCGGGAAGAUGGGGAAGCCGCUCCACUACAAGGGAUCCAGCUUCCACCGCGUGAUCCCAGGGUUCAUGUGCCAGGGAGGCGACUUCACCGCCGGGAACGGCACCGGAGGCGAGUCGAUCUACGGAUCCAAGUUCGCCGACGAGAACUUUGUCAGGAAGCACACCGGCCCCGGGAUCCUGUCCAUGGCCAAUGCCGGGCCCGGGACCAACGGAUCUCAGUUCUUCAUCUGCACCGCCAAGACCGAGUGGCUGGACGGCAAGCACGUCGUGUUCGGGCAGGUCGUUGAAGGUAUGGAUGUGGUGAGGGCGAUCGAGAAGGUCGGAUCUGGAUCUGGCAGGACCUCGAAGCCCGUCUGCGUCGCCGACUGUGGCCAGCUCUAA
Linum tenue is the source of this 516-nucleotide messenger RNA. NCBI's taxonomy places the organism in Eukaryota, Viridiplantae, Streptophyta, Magnoliopsida, Malpighiales, Linaceae. The record is from the annotation of a GenBank genome assembly.